GUGGGGAAACUCUGUUGACAGCAGGAAUCACACCCAGGCCACUGACAAGUUUGAACAUAUUUUCUGCCUCAGUAAACCUGCCCGGGAUUGUGUUUUGGUUUUGGACUUUGCAGGAGCUCUCAAGGUAUGGAAUAUGGCAGCGACUGAAACGCAGCUUAUGUUAAGCGUCGGAUUAAUCGAGAAAGAUGUGAAUGGAGACACACUGUGGGUUUGGUGCUAUCCCUCCGUGGACUCAGACCUGAGGCAAGUCCUGCUCAGCAAGUGCUGCCUGACGCAGGACAGCCGGGAUUUCCACACCUUUGUGUUUGGUCAGUUCUGCCGUACCUGGUACUACAUUACCACAGUGGAGGUACAGGAACCUACAGCACUAAACAAGGUCACUCAUUUUUCAAUAGUUGUCACAGCAAAAGACUUCAACCCAGAGAAGUAUGCUGCACUCAGUAGAAUACUCUGCAGGAUGUACAUCAAACACGGCAGUCCAGUGAAGAUGAUGGAGGCUUACAUCACUGUUCUCACCAAAGGAAUUUGUCAGAGUGAUGAAAAUGGCUCGUUCCUCAUCAAGGACUACGAUGUUCGGAAGGCGUACUUGGCCGGUUCAGUCAAAGAUGUGGUGUCUCAGUUUGGUAUGGAGACGAUCAUCCUGUACACUGCUCUCAUGCUGAAGAGGAGGAUCGUCGUCCAUCACCCUCGUAUCGAAGCGUUGUUGGAGUUCACCAGAGUUCUGCCGGCUCUGACGUGGCACAGGAAAGACUGGUCCAUCCUGCACCCGUACGUGCACCUGACUGAUACUGAAGUGGAGGAUUUAAAGAAAUGCCCCGGGUAUGUAGCAGGAUUUGUAGAUCCAGAAGUGAGCAACAGAUCAGACUUGUUUGAUGUGUUCGUGAACCUCCCCGACAGUGUCAUCACAGUAUCCCAGAGCGCCAAAGAGGCCAUGGCUAUGGGGAAGCUACACAAGGACGUCGGCCACCUCAUCGUCCAGUCCGCAGAGGAUGCUGAGAGGUCAGACAGUCAGGUGAUCAAGGACAUCUCUGUGAAGACCAAAGAGAUCCUCGCCAACCUGGUCGCCCUGGCUGACGAGUGUGAGGACUCCAAAAUCACACUGGAAGGUUUAAAGCAGCGUCACUUCCCUCCAGCGACGGAGAACUUCCUCUUUCAUUUGGCAGCUGCCGAGCAACUCCUGAGGAUAUAAACUCCAUUUCAGACGCUCCGCUGCAGGAUGAUGUCGCUGUCAGCAGCUGUGGGCUCUGUGGUGUUUUGUAUACGUCAGGAUAAAUACUGUUUUCUGAAAGGCUUGUACAGACUCUCGCUGUUAUCAUAUGAGUGUGCACAAGACGCUCUCUCACAGCAACCUUCAUGUGAAGUAGGAAAGUGUCACUAGCAUCAGAUUUUAGCUUACGCUGUUGCGCUAAUGAGACGUGACUCAUAUCUUGUACCAAUACAAGGGUGUUUGACAAUAAUUUAUAUAUUUUUUUAUUGCCAACAAAUCCCAUGAAAAGACCAAAACAAACAAGUAUUGUGUGUGUAGUCAAAGCCUGAUUAUAUGUGAUUCCUCUGUGCCAUAGAGCUCCACUGUCGUUCAGAAGCUGUUGAAGCUCUGUUACACUGGGAGACAUUCUCUGUAGUUAAUUUCGAGUCAAUCACCUCAUACACAGUCCUGCUGCUGUUAAUACUCACUAGAAUGCCAAAUGUGUAUUAAUCCGCAGCUGGAAAUAGUCCCCAAUAAAUGCACUGUUUACUGCAGUCUGAGUAGUGUUUGCUAAAAACUACAGUACCCAGCUGUUGUAGGAAAACAUUGAGCCUUUUAAAAGAAUGAAGGUAUACAUUUGUGACUUUAUCUCUAGAAGGAAUCAGUGGGUUUGAGGCCGAGUACCAUGUCGUAAAAUUUAGAAAGACAGACACUAAAACUGUUGAUUUUGGUCUCUUCAUGCUAUUUAUUGGCAAACAGAUAAAUAUAAGAUGAUGAUAGCCUUAUACUUUAACAUUAGUCAUUAUUGACAAUAAGGAGCUACAGUAUUUGUCUCAAAUGUUGUGAAAUUGACACAAAUAAGCUGGUACUUUUUCAGCUGGUACAUCCAGAUGUUAGCUUCCACUCCUCAGUGCAAAGCUGCACAAAUCUUGUUCUUGGUCUGAAUCGACUCGCUGUAAAGAGCCAGACCCAGAUGUGUUUGUGUGGUAGCAGCAGCUGGAACGACUCAGAUGUGAUGAGAACUUAUUGUUAUUGAGUUAGUUGAUAGAAACUGCGUUGUACGUGGUUAUGAGAUCUCAAGAGCACAACAUGUGGGUUUACGUCUUUUUAAACAGUUUGUAUUUUACUAAUGAUUUUGGUGUCACAACAGAAAUACAAGCAAAUUGUGUUAUCAGGUUUUUUCAAAGUGUUUUAUAAAAAAGCAAAAACAAAAUAACUGUUCCUCAUUAACCUGCAGCUGAUCAAAUAAUGACUGAUGCUUCUAUUCCACAGUGAUUUAAAUUGCAUUAUGUGUCUUACCAUUCAGGUUUUUUUUGUAUUAAUGUACGAUAAGCAAUGUUGUUUUACUGUCCAGUGCAUUUUCAACCACAUUACCAAAAGGAUGUUUUUGACAGUGCAAUACAUAAAUCUUACAUGCUCGUGUAAGUUUGAAAACUAAUUGUAUUUUCAUGAAUUGACAUAAUAUUUCAUAUCUAUAAAAACAUCUAAUAUUCCAAUUAAAUAAAUUUACUAUCAGAAACUA
This is a messenger RNA of Seriola dumerili (greater amberjack), 2708 nucleotides long. It is a transcript of the gene dennd10, whose product is annotated as family with sequence similarity 45 member A. The record is from RefSeq and is a predicted model, not a curated record. The transcript has 10 exons. Gene Ontology annotation, molecular function: guanyl-nucleotide exchange factor activity; small GTPase binding. Gene Ontology annotation, biological process: protein transport; regulation of early endosome to late endosome transport. Bases 134 to 1189 code for a protein of 351 amino acids. Lineage: Eukaryota; Metazoa; Chordata; Actinopteri; Carangiformes; Carangidae. Gene Ontology annotation, cellular component: late endosome.